AUGAAAACAUAUGAACAUUUGUAUCACUUAAAAAAAUGUAACCAUUCCAAUGACCGAGUCAAACCUUUAAUGUACAAAGUAUAUAUGCUCAUCCAUAGUUUGAAACCUAGCUUAAAAUAUUAUGGAUACUGUAAAAUAUAUUUUUUAAAAACCUCAGAUAAGGGGAAAAAGAUCAGAGUAUAUUUUAACGACAAAUAUAUUAAAAUUUUGAAAUUUUAUCUUAUUUAUUCAUUGAAGUAUGUAGAUGAAAUAAAGGAUAAGUAUAUAGAAAAAGGAGACAGUUGUUUUUAUACUAUUUUUUCCAAAUAUUUGAAUUUAAAAGGAUUAUAUAUACUUAUAAUUUAUUUUUAUUAUGAAUGUGUGGAGGAAAGAAUAGAAGGCAUAUAUGUUUCCGAGUCUAAACAAAAUUUAAAUGAAAAAAUAAAAUUAAUUACUACUGAUAUAGAUGAUCUUAAAAAAAAAAAGAAAAAAAAAAGGGAUAUACAAAAAUUCCCAAAUUUUAAAACCACGCAAAACCAUUUUUAUUUUCGAAGAAAUAAUAAACUAGUACAAUUUAAGUUUAAUGAAUUGAAAUUUAAGGAUAACAAUAAUUAUAAUUACAUAAACACAUUUUGUGAAUUAUUUUAUCUUCCUACAAUAUUCCCAUGUCUAAAUUAUAACAUCCAUAAAAUAAAAUUUAAAUUGUAUGUAUCAUUUCAAGUGACUUUAAAUAAUAAAACCAAAUGUGAUGAAAAAUAUUUUAAUUUGAGCUUAACAAAUUUAAGUAAAUUUUGCAAAAAUAAUACGAAGAAAAAAUACACCAUUGAUAUUAUAAAUCCCCCGCAUUUGGUCAUAAGUAACAGCAAAUUAAAAAAAGUCUACUAUAGUAAUAAAAAAAUAUGGAGAAAAUAUUUUUGUUUUUCUUUACAAAAAAAGGGUCACUCACAGAAUUGUGAUAAGACAGUAGCAUUACCUUCUCAUGUGAUACAUGAUAUUUUUCCAAAUGUGAAAAAAAUAAAAAAAAAGCCAAAAAAACGAAAAAAAAAAAUAAUAUCCAAAAUAAAAUAUUCAUUAUGUCUACAUAACAAUAAUAAUCAUACCAUUGAACAUAGAAUAAAUAAAAAAGAGAAAGGAUAUAUAACCUAUGAAUUUUUUAGAACAAAAAAUAAAAUUUUAAAUUAUACCUUUUGUUUAUUUGUGGGCUUAUAUAAUAAAGUAGAUUUAAAAAUUAAAGGAAUACCUAUUUGUAUAUAUAUUGAAAAAAAUGAUAAAAAUAAACAAAAUGAAUAUUGUUUUUUUAUAAAUAUAUUGAAAAGUAUAUUACCAAUACUUAUGGAAAUAAAUAUUUGUUUAAAAAAAAAGAUAAUAGACAAUAAAUUUUUACAAUUUAUAAUUUUAAAUAAAUAUAAAUAUGUCGGCGAAGAAAAUCACAAUUGUCUUACAUUCCUAUCCACAUUUAUUAAGAUAAAUGGAAGUAAUAAUAAUUUUUAUAAAAUCUUAUCAAUCAUAAAAAUUAUUGUCCAUGAGAUUUUUCAUGUACUAUGGGGUAAUUGCAUAUACAUUAAGGAUGAAAAAUAUUUAUGGUGUAAAGAAGGACUAAUUAGACUUUAUGAAUUAAUAUAUGCUAAAUUAAUUUUUAAAAAAAUAAGAAAAAAUAUAUAUAAACAUACAUAUAUAAACUACUCUAAGUCAUUGCUACAAAUUUAUGACAUCCUUCAAUAUUAUUUUUAUGUUAUUAUUAUAGACACACUCAAUAUAUAUAAUCACACCUUACAACUUUCAAAUAGCGGUGUAUAUAAAAAUAAUAAAAAAACGAUAGGUAAUAAUUGCAGCCCAAGUCAUAAAUAUGACAUAAACAGUUUAAAAAAAAAUACAUUUUACGAAAGAGAAAUUCAUCAUUUUUAUAACCCUCUUACAUACAAUAAAGGAAUGAAUAUUUUUAAAAUUAUUACUAUCUUAUGCACACCAUAUUUUGGCAUAAUCAUGAAAUUGUUAUAUUAUAAUUUUUACAACCAUUCUAUAAGCAAGAAAAAAAUUUUUACAUUUAUUAAUUUUUUUUUUUUCAUUUUUCGUAUUAAGCCAUUUUUUUUUAAUCAUAAGAAGGAAGGAAUAAAGAGGAUAGGUAAUAAAAAUAAAAGAGUAAACAAUUUCUUUCAAUCAUGCACACCAGUUUAUAAAAAUAAACUAUCUCAAAAUUUUAAAAUUAAAAUAAAAUCCAGGAGAAAUUUACAGAGAUAUAAUAAUAAAUAUGUCUUUACCCAGAAUUUCUAUUCACCAUUUUUAAAAUUGUCUUUUAAAAAGUAUUAUAAAAUUUAUUGCAAUCAAGUUAGUAAAUUUCAUUUAAGUUACAAGGAUGUUUCUGUAAAAAAAGGUGAUACAAUAUUUGAGGGCAUUAAGAUUGUGAGACAAAAAGAGAAAUUAUAUUUUACUACUUUAAAUAUUAAGUAUAUAAAAAAAAAUAUAAACAUGAGGUAUAUAAAAAAAAAUAAAUGUUUAAACAACAUUUUAAAGAACUAUAUAAAUACAGUUGGUCCUCCAAAGUUAUUUAUAAAAUAUAUUAAGAAUAAAAAUAAAUUAUUAAUUCAUCAAAAGCAUUAUUAUUAUGAUAAUUAUGCUCAAAAAAUUAAAGAAACAAAUAAUUUAUUUAAAAUACCAUUUAUUUUUAAAUUUAAUAAUAAAUCUUAUAAAAUACUAAUCACAAAAAAGUCAACUUUAGUAGACCUAUAUUUAUUGGGGAAUGAAAAUAAUGAGGAAUACAAAACGACAACUAUAAAUGUAGACCAUAAAAAUAAAGAAAAUUUUCUCAAUAUAUAUUUUAAGAAUAAUUGUUAUUUUUCUUAUCAUUUUGUUGAUAUAAACUCUUUUAGUCUUAUAAUAAAUUCUAUCAAAAAUGAUAAAUGCUCCGAAAAUGAUAUAUUUUAUAUUUUUAUAAAUAUAAUACUGCACCUUUUAGUCCGUAUUAAAUCAUUGCAACAUGCCAAAUAUUUAAAUUCCUUGGUGUGUAAACAAAUACUUAUGGUGUAUGAAGCGCUUAAAACUAAGGCCAAGAGAUACAACAAAAUCCGCAAUAUUACUGCCAUUUUUUGCAUUGAAUUUUUCAAAUGUUAUAUCCACUUUAGUCAAUAUUUUAGGGAUAUAGAAAACCACAAAUUAAAAUUAGAAAUAAGAAAAGAAUUAAAAAAUAGCAAAUUUAUUGGUGAAAUUGAUAAAGAUGUUGAAUUUUUAUUUCAAGAUUUUAUAAAUUAUUUAUCAAAAAUUUUUUAUUUAUUUAAAGAAUCAAUAAGUUUAUUACAAUAA
This is a messenger RNA of Plasmodium vinckei vinckei, 3276 nucleotides long. Its product is annotated as M1-family alanyl aminopeptidase, putative. Gene Ontology annotation, molecular function: zinc ion binding; peptide binding; metalloaminopeptidase activity. Lineage: Eukaryota; Apicomplexa; Aconoidasida; Haemosporida; Plasmodiidae. Gene Ontology annotation, cellular component: cytoplasm. The record is from RefSeq and is a predicted model, not a curated record. Gene Ontology annotation, biological process: peptide catabolic process. The transcript has 3 exons. Bases 1 to 3276 code for a protein of 1091 amino acids.